This is a messenger RNA of Encephalitozoon romaleae SJ-2008, 1242 nucleotides long. Its product is annotated as ubiquitin carboxyl-terminal hydrolase. NCBI's taxonomy places the organism in Eukaryota, Fungi, Microsporidia, Unikaryonidae. The record is from RefSeq and is a predicted model, not a curated record. Gene Ontology annotation, biological process: protein deubiquitination. The transcript has a single exon. Gene Ontology annotation, molecular function: cysteine-type deubiquitinase activity; cysteine-type endopeptidase activity. The coding region runs from base 1 to 1242 and encodes 413 amino acids. Gene Ontology annotation, cellular component: nucleus; cytosol.
AUGUCUUCUUCAGAUAUGAUAGAAGGUUACACCCAUAUAAUGGAUUUGUGUGCUCAUUUUGAAGCAUUAAAGGACGUCGAGAAGACAUUCAAAAUGAUUGUUUCAAAGCUGGAUUGCCUCAAGAAAAGAGGAGUAAGGCCCAGAUGCCAGAAAUGUAAAGCAACGCUAAGCCUGCGUGUAUGUAUGCAAUGUUAUUGUUUUCUGUGCAGCAUAGACGAGAGGCUACAUGAGCACACUAUGUUUCUUGAUUUAUUUUAUGACCUUAUCUCUUGUAUUUCAUGUACCAAAAGAUAUCUUCCAAGCAAUAUCGUAAACAGAUCUGGAAGUACAGUUUUAGUUAAAGUCCCUGGGCCACUGUACGAAAUCCUUCCAUAUGUCCCUAUUAAAGGGUUUUCUAAUCUUGGAAAUACAUGCUACAUCAAUGCGAUUCUUAGUAUAAUGGUCAAUCUGAGCCCAAUAAGAGACGAACUUCUAUUGAGUACUCGUAUAAGGGCAAGAUGCAGUGGAAGUCGAUGCAUUAUAUGUGCCAUGAAGUCUUUAAUUGAUUCUUCUUAUGGAUCUGGGUGUGUACUUACACACAAAUUUAUACAUACAUUUUGGUUACUGGCUCCUCAUCUUGCAAGUCCUAGGCAACAAGAUGCACAUGAAUUCUUUAUAUGCUUACUUCAGAAGAUUCAUGAAGCAUACAGCCCAAGUACCAUAGAUGAUCUGGUAUGCAGAUGCCUGUCGCAUCGAAUAUUCUUCGGCACGUUUUCCUCGACGACAAAUUGCAGAAGGUGUAACCUUGGAAGAGCAAAAGAGGAAGCAUUUGCAACGAUUUCUUUAGAAUGCCUCCCCUCUAUUCAAUCAUCCCUAGACAUCUUUUUUGAACCUGAGGAUUUGAAGUGCGAGAUGGCCUGCAACACGUGUAAGACAAAAACAUUGUGCACCAGGAGGCUAGAAGUCAAAAAGCAUCCAAGAAUUCUGUCCCUCCACAUGAAAAGAUUUUCUUAUGACAAGGUACCCAGAAAAAUAGACUCUCAUGUAGCUUUGUCAAGCACACUGACAAUAGGCAAAAGAGUCUAUGAUAUUUUAGGAUUUGUGAGUCAUUAUGGAUCCAUUAAUUGUGGACAUUAUCUUUCAUACAUUAUCCUUGGAGGCAAAUGGCAUAAGAUAGACGACGAGAAGGUAGAUAUCGUUCCACAUCGAGAACUCUCUACAGAUGGUUUAUAUACAGCUUACUAUCUCAGAAGAGGAGAAUAG